This is a messenger RNA of Synchytrium microbalum, 1662 nucleotides long. Its product is annotated as acetyl-CoA carboxylase. Gene Ontology annotation, cellular component: mitochondrion. The transcript has 12 exons. NCBI's taxonomy places the organism in Eukaryota, Fungi, Chytridiomycota, Chytridiomycetes, Synchytriales, Synchytriaceae. The record is from RefSeq and is a predicted model, not a curated record. The coding region runs from base 1 to 1662 and encodes 553 amino acids. Gene Ontology annotation, molecular function: propionyl-CoA carboxylase activity.
AUGCAAAGGACUGCCGCUGCUUCGAGGCUACUAAGAGCCGGUGCCUAUGCUGCCAGGCUAAACACUGCUAGAGUGGCUGUAGCCUCUGCAUCACAAUUCACAUCAACAAGGAGGAAUUAUGCCUCUGAAGCUUCCUCAAAAGAAAAGGCUCUCGUUGAGGCCAUAGAAAACAAGCGAAAGGAAGCAUUCUUAGGGGGUGGACAGCACCGUAUCGACACUCAACACAAAAAAGGCAAAUUGACCGCCAGAGAACGUGUAGAUUUGCUAUUGGAUGCUGGCUCAUUCCGUGAAUAUGAUGCAUUCGUCGAACACCAAUGUGUGGAUUUCGGAAUGGAAAAGCAAAAGAUCACUGGUGACGGUGUGGUAACAGGCUGGGGAACAAUCAAUGGACGUUUGGUAUAUGUAUUCAGUCAGGAUUUCACCACUUUUGGUGGUUCAUUGUCAAAGAUGCACGCUCAAAAGAUAUGCAAGAUUAUGGAUCAAGCUGUCUUGGUUGGAGCACCAGUCAUUGGUCUGAACGACUCUGGAGGAGCUCGUAUUCAAGAAGGUGUUGACUCGUUGGCUGGUUAUGCCGACAUCUUCCAACGUAACGUCAUGGCUUCCGGUGUAGUUCCUCAGAUCUCUAUGAUCAUGGGUCCCUGUGCUGGUGGUGCCGUAUACUCACCCGCCUUAACCGACUUUACAUUCAUGGUCCGAGACACCUCAUACCUAUUCGUAACUGGUCCUGAAGUCGUUAAAGCCGUCACCAACGAAGAAGUCACCCAAGAAGAUCUAGGUGGUGCAAAAGCUCACACAACCAAAUCUGGUGUUGCUCAUUUGGCUUUUGAUAAUGAUAUCGAGGCUUUGUCACAAUUACGUGACUUUGUCGACUUUUUGCCAUUAUCAAACCGCUCUGAUGUACCUGUUCGACCAACUGAAGACUCAGCCACCCGAGAAGACCCUGUCCUAAACACCAUCGUCCCAGCUGAUUCUACCAAAGCCUACGAUAUCAAGGACGUCAUAGCACGAGUCGUAGACGACUCCCGCUUUUUUGAAAUCGCACCAGACUCUGCCAAGAACAUGGUCAUUGGUUUCGGUCGUCUCGACGGUGCCACUGUUGCUAUUGUAGCAAACCAACCUCUAGUCUCAUCCGGUGUAUUGGACAUUACAUCGUCAGUUAAAGCUGCCCGAUGGAUUAGAUUCGCCGAUGCAUUCAACAUCCCCGUAUUGACGUUUGUCGAUGUGCCUGGAUUCUUGCCUGGUACCAACCAAGAGCAUGGUGGUAUUAUUAGACAUGGUGCCAAGUUGUUGUAUGCAUAUGCUGAGGCCACCGUACCAAAGAUCACAGUCAUCACACGUAAAGCUUAUGGUGGUGCAUACGAUGUCAUGUCGUCCAAGCAUUUAAGAGGGGACAUGAACUACUCAUGGCCAACUGGUGAAAUCGCUGUUAUGGGUGCUAAGGGUGCCGUAGAAAUUAUCUUCAGGGCUGCUAAAGACAAGGGUGCCGCUGAAGCCGAAUACAUCGAGAAAUUCGCAAACCCACUACCAGCAGCCCAACGUGGAUUCGUCGAUGAUAUCAUCCUCCCAUCUACUACACGUAGACGCAUCAUUGAGGACUUGAAGAUGCUCAAAAACAAGGCUCGUGAAAACCCAAAGAAGAAGCACGGAAACAUUCCUCUUUAA